Grus americana (Whooping crane) is the source of this 10262-nucleotide messenger RNA. RefSeq names its product zinc finger protein 106 (gene ZNF106). The coding region runs from base 181 to 5757 and encodes 1858 amino acids. Gene Ontology annotation, cellular component: cytosol; membrane. Lineage: Eukaryota; Metazoa; Chordata; Aves; Gruiformes; Gruidae. Gene Ontology annotation, molecular function: RNA binding; zinc ion binding; SH3 domain binding. The record is from RefSeq and is a predicted model, not a curated record. The transcript has 22 exons.
GCCCCGCCGUGUGCCGCGGGUCUCUGUGGGGUCGGCCCGGCGCUGGUGCUGUGAGGGCGGCGGGCCUCGGGCAGGUGGCGGCCGGGCCUGCUCGGUCCCGGUGGGGGGAUGGGUUUCCGGGCCGCUGCCCUGGCUGGGGAUGUGAUGUGUAUGGGAUAAGAUCUUUCCAGAGUAAGAAGCAUGGUUCGAGAACGAAAAUGCAUAUUAUGUCACAUUGUGUACAACUCAAAAAAGGAGAUGGAAGAACACAUGAGAAGCAUGCUUCACCACAGAGAACUUGAAAACCUGAAGGGAAGGGAUAGCAACCAUGAAUGCCGGGUGUGCAGGGUGACCCUGGUGGGUUUGUCAGCAUAUGCCAAGCACAUCUCCAGCCAGCUGCACAAAGAUAAUGUUGAUGCCCAUGACAGAAAAGAGGAAGAGAAAGAAGAGGCAGAAGAAGAGUACCUUGACAAAGAACUUAUUCAACUAAUCAAGCAAAGAAAGGAACGGAACCGACAAGCUGAACCAAGCUGUGCAAACCAAGAAUUAGAAUGUGAUGAUAGGAGAUCACAGAGAAGGCGAGAAGAAAGAGCUACUUACAAAGAAAGAGAAGCUUAUGAUCAGUCAUCGUGGCAUCAUCAUAAUACAUCACAGAGGGACUGGAAGUGGGAAAAGGAUGAUUAUAUUAGUCCUAGGCAAGGCAAAUUUUCACAUUCUCAGAGGAACCUUAAUAUAAACAGACAUUCAGGAGGCCCAAGGGGACGCCCUGGGUGGCAUCAAAAUGUUUCAGGAAGCUCUUCAAAUCGGCAUAACUAUGGGAAUUCUGGAAAUGUUUGGCAUUCAAGUGGACGGGGAGGAGGAACCUCAAACUGGCAUCACAGUGCCAGGGAGAGAAAUUCUACUUGGCACUCAGAAGGAACAGGUCAUUUUUCUAGCUGGAAUUGCAAGAGUUAUGGAGGAAACUGGAAAUCUAGUCCUCAUGGUGCAAAUGGCUGGAAUUUUGGAAGCUCAGGAGACACAUAUUCAGUAGACCCAAUUAAAUAUAAUAAGGAAAGAUAUACAUGGCAGCGGCAGGAGAAAGAUAUGGAUGCUCUGCCAUACAGAGAUCGAAAAAAUAGGAGUGACUUGGUUGAUUUUACUAGUGAUAAACUUCCUUCUGAGGGGGCAUUGGAUUUUGGUACGUCGAAGCAACCAGAAAGCAAAACUUCAAGAGCCAGUGGAAAAAGUGGCAGUCCUUCCAGAGAUAAAAUGUAUCGCUGGACUCCCUACCCAUCCCAGAAAGCUGCAGAGCAGCAACCACGGUCUGAAGAUAACGUUUCUAAAACUCCCGAUAAAACAGAUUCUGCAUUUAUGCCUCAUACUGAUUCAUCAGUGAAAGGAAAAACUUGUGAAGCCAAUGUUAGCCUUUCAAAACUUAAAAAACGGGAAGCAUCUUCCCCUUCUAAUGUAACCUCAGAUCACCUUGAUUCUUGCAAGGUAAUGAAGGACUGUUCCAGUGGUGAAAAGCCUGGCAAAGAUGAUGGCAGAAGUAAUAGGAUGCCAUCACUGAAAUCCCCUCUUCUGAAUAUCACAGAUAGGAAGCUAUCUUCCCCAAAGCAAGACACAAACAGUCUCCUAAAAAAUGUCAAGCUGCUGCUAUCAUCAACUAGUGGUGAAGAGCAGAAUCAUUUGAAUGCACUGAACUUGGAAAAAACCAGUUUCUCUUCUUAUUCAUCAAAGCUGCACGGUGCAAGUCCUGGUAACUUACAAGACAACAAAGAUGUGCUUGGUGGCAAUCUUGGAGAGUCUGUUAACAGCUUAAGUGAAGCAGAACAAAAUCCCAAAGAUGUUCAGUCCAACCAUUCCUUGCAAAAUGCUCCCUUAAGCUCUUGCAAGGAUACAAGCGACCAGAAUAGGGAAGGAACUGGGAAAGCAUCGCCGAAGAACGAGUUCAGACUAGAUUCAUUAGAAGAUGUGAGCGAUGAUGAUUUAACAGGAAGUGAGAAGUCAGAAGCAAGAGUUGAAAAGUUGGGUUCUUCUGUUAGUUCUUGUUUACCCUAUGACACUCCAGAAGUUAAACCUGCCACCUCUGAAAAGGUAGAUGAUGAAAAGCCGGCUGCUUCAAGUAUUGCUUCUGCUGAUGUAAAAGAUGCUACUUUUCAGAUGGAAUCCACAGUUUCUCCAUCAAGCGGUCAGGACCAUUUGCAUGUGGAUUUGAAAACCUCCUCACAGGAUGGAGAAGGGGAUGAAGAGCGUGUCAAGUCACAUGAUCACUUUGAAAUGGAAGGUUUUGAAAAUCCUUCAGAUCAUGAGCUGCAAAAAGGAGGAAGCCAAUCACUAGGCCUCCUUCCUGAUUUAAGCAAAUUUGGCCUCCCUGCCUCUCUGCAAAGAGACCUGACACGACAUAUUAGUCUGAAGAGCAAAGUUGGGACACAUCUUCCAGAGCCCAAUCUCAAUAACGCACGGCGCAUUCGGAAUGUGAGCGGCCAUCGGAGAAGUGACACCGAGAAAGAAUCGGGGCUUAAACCCACCCUCAGGCAGAUUCUCAGUGCUUCCCGGCGAAACGUAAACUGGGAUCAAGUCAUUCAGCAAGUAACCAAGAAGAAACAGGAACUUGGCAAAGGUUUACCAAGGUUUGGCAUAGAAAUGGUGCCUCUUGUUCAAAAUGAGCAAGAGGGUCUAGAACUUGGUGAAGAAUCUGACCUGUCUACUCUGGAAGGAUUCCAGUGGGAAGGGAUUUCCUUAGCAGUGCCUGGCUCAGCCAGAAAACGUAGCUUUUCUGAAAGCAGUGUCAUUACAGACAGAAAUCCUUCUGCUUAUAGCUUCUUCAGUGAAAAAGCCAAAAUAAAAGAAAGUGGCCAAAGGCAAAUAAUUGCAGCCAGUCACUCUCAUCACAUAACAUCUGGGUAUGAGGCAAGCGCUGACAUUGAGGCUGACUUGAAACAGGAGACCUCCUCUCUUCCUUUAUCACCAUUUAUGUCUGAAAGAACUGAGACUAGCAGAAGGAGACGCAGCCUACAGGCCACUUCUGAGGUCACAGGCCUCACGAAACAAGACCAGGAGAGCCCAGAGAAGAGAACACCGCUUCUUGAAAAACAAAAUGUGCUAGAAAUCUCAGAAGAAAAUUGUCCGGCUUCAAAUAAUCCUUCACUUCUUACCGUGUCUAAUAACAUAGAUGCAGCUACAGACAGUAGCUGCACAUCUGGUACUGAGCAGAAUGACAGCCAAGGAAUUGGAAAGAAACGAAGAGCAACUGGAGAGGGAUCUUCUCCUGAAAUCCCUAGUCUAGAAAGAAAGAAUAAGAGAAGAAAAAUCAAAGGUAAAAAAGAACGUUCUCAGGUAGACCAGUUGCUGGCUAUUUCGCUGAGGGAAGAAGAGUUAAACAAGUCCCUGCAUAGUGUGGACAGCAGUCUCUUGCAGGCUAGGGCUGCCCUGCAGGCUGCAUAUGUUGAGGUUCAACGGUUCCUUGUAUUAAAGCAACAGAUAACCAUGGAAAUGAGUACAUUGAGAAGUCAGAGAAUCCAGAUCUUGCAGGGGCUACAAGAAACAUAUGAACCUUCUGAACUAUCAGAGCAACUUUCCUGCAGUGUCUUAAAUGAGAGAAGAAAUAGCAAAUCUCAGAUGGCAACUGACUUAAUUCCUGCAGGCUCCUUCCUGCCCCUUUUAGACACUUUGCCGUCACCAUUCCAGUCUUCUGGCAUCACGCCUGCUGCUCCUCCUGACUCCUCAGUACAAGUUAAACGAGAACCUGUGUCUCCAAAAGGCUCAGAAGAAAAUGUGAAUUCUGUACUCCAGAGCUCUCCAUGUGCUUCACGAGCAGAAGAAGUGGAGCAGAAGGAUGAAGAGACCAACCAGAAAACUUCAGUGUAUCCAGUUAUCUCUGCAACCAUAUCCCUAUCAGAGCUGGCAGCUUGUUUCCAACACGCUAAUCAAGAUGUUCACAAGCCUGCUGUGGACAGGGGAAAGGCUGGACUUCCCGAGAACCCUUCUCCUCAUUCACUGUCUGUUUUCAGCAAGAGAGAAGCAAAUGACACAGUGACUGAAAGCUUUUUACUGGAUCAGUGUAGCGCUUCUCUUCCAAAGCGCUCAGUCCUUCUAGAAAUGCCAAUGGAUAAAACCCCCAAAUUGUCAGCAGAACCACCCGAGCAACAGGUGGCAACCACUGUAGUCCCAGCAGAGAAAGGGAACAGGAGGAGGAGAAAGUUAAGGAAGAAGAAAACUCUGAGGGCAGCCCACGUGCCAGAGAACAGUGAUACAGAACAGGAUAUCGUUGACUCUAAGCCUGUCCGGAAAGUCAAGGGUGGAAAGGUUCCUAAAGGAGAAAAGGUUACUACAUCCACUCCUCCGAGACAGGAGGAUGGUGCUAGUGCUCAAACAGCAAGAAACAAAGAUGAGAAUGACAGUGAUGCUUCUCUGGAACUAGUGGAAGUUCCAGCACCCCAGUGUGAGGUUGUUGACGUUGGUUCAUCAGAGUCGGGAAAUGAGAAACCAGACAGUCCAUCAAAGAGGGAUUCACGCAGCUCUAUCGAUCAAGCAGUCCUAGAGGCAUCUUGCUCUGGUUAUGAUGAAGUGAGCUCUACCAGUGAGAUUGGCACAAAUUAUAGGGAUGAUAGGAAAAGAAGUGUGGCUGAGACGCAGACUUCCAUAUCAUCACUAAGAGGAUCAAAGAACUCAUCAGAAGUGUCUUCAGAGCCAGGUGAGGAUGAAGAACCUACAGAGGGAAACUUUGAGGGACACCUGGCUGCAGUGAAUGCUAUUCAGAUUUUUGGGAAUUUGUUGUAUACCUGCUCAGCAGACAAAACUGUGUGUGCCUACAAUCUGGUUAGCAGGAAGUGUGUGGCCAUCUUUGAAGGACAUACUUCAAAAGUGAACUGCCUCCUGGUCACUCAGACAAAUGGGAAGAAUGCUGCACUCUACACUGGCUCAAGCGACCACACUAUCAACUGUUACAAUAUCAAGACCAGAGAGUGCAUGGAACAGUUUAAAUUGGAAGAUCGAGUGCUCUGUUUACACAGUAGAUGGCGGAUCCUUUAUGCAGGCCUUGCAAAUGGCAGUGUGGUUACUUUCAGCAUAAAGAACAACAAGCAGGUUGAUACCUUUGAAUGCCACGGCCCUAGAGCAGUGAGCUGUCUAGCCACAGCUCAGGAAGGAGCACGCAAGUUGUUGGUAGUGGGCUCCUACGACUGUACCAUCAGCGUGCGAGAUGCAAGGAACGGGCUACUUCUCAGAACCCUGGAAGGUCACAGCAAGACUAUACUCUGCAUGAAGGUUGUGAAUGAUCUGGUAUUCAGUGGCUCCAGUGAUCAGUCUGUCCAUGCCCACAACAUACAUACUGGAGAGCUGGUACGGAUCUAUAAAGGCCAUAACCAUGCAGUAACGGUUGUGAACAUUCUUGGGAAAGUGAUGGUGACAGCAUGUCUGGAUAAAUUUGUUCGUGUUUAUGAAUUGCAGUCGCACGACCGCUUGCAAGUCUAUGGAGGCCACACGGAUAUGAUCAUGUGUAUGACGAUCCAUAAGAGCAUGAUCUACACUGGAUGCUAUGAUGGCAGUGUUAGAGCUGUGAGGCUUAAUCUGAUGCAGAAUUAUCGUUGCUGGUGGCAUGGAUGUUCACUGAUCUUUGGAGUUGUGGACCAUCUGAAACAACACUUGCUAACUGACCACACCAACCCAAAUUUUCAGACCCUAAAAUGUCGUUGGAAGAACUGUGAUGCUUUCUUUACUUCCAGGAAAGGUUCCAAGCAGGAUGCUGUAGGACACAUAGAAAGACAUGCUGAAGAUGACAGCAGGAUUGACUCAUGAAGCUUUUCACCUCCCACAUUGGGAAGUAAUUUUAUACAUCAGAAUUAUUCCAAAUAAUAGCAGUUUCCUACUCCAGUCUUUCCUCUUUCUUUUCCCACUUGGAAUGCAAAAAUGGAGUGGGGCUGAAAUGCCGUGCUACAGAGACUGCAGGUUGUGUUGCACUCUGUAGAAAUUAGGCUCAUCAAUUAAUACUUGGCUCAAAUGGAAAAUUCUUGCAAGUUUUUAAUUCAUUGACAGAUAAGAAUAUUCCCUCCUCUUGUCUGCCUUGAGGUUUUGUUAUUUGUUUUUUUUCUGUGGGUUUUUUUUUUUAAGCAGCAUAGUCUGAGAGUCUUUGGGAAGUCCAGAGGGGUAUUGAGAACUUACAUGACAGUAGGUGCUGGUGUUUGCAAACUCAGCUUGAAGUCUCUUAAGUGUCUAAGACAUGUCUGGUUUUAUGUUGUAUCCAAUUUUUUUAGCUGAUUUUAAUAAAAUUCUGCAAACCAGAAUAUCACAAAUUCCAACAGCGUAAGCUGAAUAUCCACUGUACAUUUUUACUUUCUUCAUAAAAAGAAAAGGUAUUUUAUGGAGAACUGGAAUAAAUUAAAUUUUUUUAAUGUUAAUUGUAACUUAUUUUUUAUUCCUUGUGUAAAAAUUGCUAUAACUGGCACAAUAUAUAUGGUGACAGACUGCCCUAAUACUGUACCCCCUGAGGUAUUUUGUUUAUUUGGAGGAAAGCAGUUACUACUUGAGAGGUAUGCCAGCAGCAGCAAAACAGCCAGAACAGUGGUUUCGCUCACGUCCUUUGCGAUCUUAGUCUUUUUAAGUAUAGGUCCUUAUGUACAGGAAAGAAGUAAGAGGUGUCAGCUUUUGUUUUAACUAUCAGCAUAACCACUGCUAUCUCCAUACAACACCGUAGUUGGAUUCCUGAUUUUAUUUGGAAUCGUAGUGACUGAGCUUUGCGGUCCCAUAUCUUCAUGGCACAGCAAACUAAGAGAAAAGCAAAGGCAUUGCCUGUCUUAGGUAGUGUCUUGUUUCUGUUGUGAACUGGCUUAAUUGGCUUGGGCUAUAUCAAGUUCACAAAAACUCAACUGGAAAGAAUGGAGCAGGAUUUUAAAGGAUUUUAAAGUCUACAGUUCUCAAGCAGAAGCCGAGGAUAAAAAAAAUGCAUAUUGCAUGUAAAAGUCUUGUUUCUACUCAUGCAUGGAAGGUGCCACAGAGAAGCCAGUGCAGAGGGCGAGACUGUUCCUACUUGUCAGGGUUCCUCUGCGGGUGUCCCUUGCGGUGGAAAACUUUACCCAUUAAGUUCAGUGAUGUGUACUUCUUGCAUUUGCGAUCCUCUCUCCCAUAACAGCACUAAUUUAGCAAAGAGCUCUCUUAAUCAAUGAGACUAAUCUAGCAAGGAGCUUUGUGUUCACUUUUGCCUAACUUGCUGCCCAGGAUAAAAAAAAAAAGCUGAGCUUUCCUUAAACUGUAACAGAAGGUAAAGACAGUCCAGUGUCAAAACUGAGCUGCUUAUAAAUGAAUCCAGCGCUGUUCAAAUGAAUUGAAUAUACUAUUUUUACUGGGCAUCUAUUUCACCACUACUUAGAGGCUUGGUAUGCCAACCAUAGACCAAAUAAGUUUUAUAGCCUCAUUCUUUGACUAUAAAAAAGCCUUUUUAGGCCAAGGAAGUGAUUGAGGGAAGCCCAUGGAUGUUCAUCUGCCAUCCAAUCAAGGAACUUCAGGGCCUCUGUUCUCUGAAGAACACUAUUUUUGUAUUGUCUUAGCGGACAAGCAUAAUUUCUCUGUAAUUGCUUGACGCUGAUGAUUUUUUGUGGGACAGGAGUAAAAUAGGAAUGAGAUGCAGUAGCAUCCUACUUCAAAAGAUAUAGCAAUCUCUGAGGUUCCAGUACUUUUGUGGUGAUUUGUUUGGGUUUUUUAUUAAGCUGUUUGCGGACAGGAAAAAACCCCAGUAUGUGGCUCAGACUCCAGGCUGUUUUGAGGGUUUUUUUGUUUUGAGUUUUUUCGGGUGUGUGUUUGUGGUGUUGGUUGGUUGGGUUUUGGUUUUUUUCCUCUUUCUUUCUGUGGUCUGUGGAUGAAGCAAUUCAAGACAGAAUCAAGUUCAGGGAAAUCUCUGAGCAGUGUAAAUGUUUUCUGAUGCAGGCUGUAUUGCUCUAGAGUCUCCAAGAGUAUUUGGUUUUUUUCAUGACCUAAAAGCAGAAGACUGCAUAAUACUUAAACCAUUUCCAAAAUUAUCUAUAUUCAAGAGUGGGGUUUUUUUCCUGUUUUUUUUUUUUUUUUUUUUUUUAAUCACAAUGAGGGAGCAUGUAAAAGUGUGGCAUAAACAAUGUGAAUACCUCAAGCUGUCCUUCAUGGACUGUGCUUGAAGUGAAGCUGUGGAGGUGUGUGUCUAGAGGACAAGGCAUGUGGAGUGAUUGUAGCAUUCUGAAAAAUGGUGUGAGAGAAUAGAUUUCUGUUACUUCUUCCUUGUAAUUCUUUGCGUUCCUUCAGCUGUUUUCAGGAACAUGUAAAGAUCUUUCUCACUAGAUGAUGCAACAAACACAGUUAUUACACUUUAUUUGCAUUCCUGAUUGCUUGUUGGGUUUAUCUUUUCUAGUUGGUGGAAGCAGACUUCCUUUUCUUGUAUUCCAUGACACUUCCUUAUCUGUUAUUGAAAACAAUCCUCCUGAAAGGUCUGGACUUGUGAAAUCCAGCUUUAGCUUUAGCAGUGGUGUCUUUUGCUCCUUUUAGGUCAUUUCAGAUAUUCUAAGAAUCUAAAUGGAUAAAAGGCAGUAAAAUAGCAGAGCUGGAUGAGCGUUUAUAAAAUUUUGCUUCAUAAAUUAAAACCAAUUUUAAAAAUUGCUCAGGGGUUCAUAGGAAAAUGCUGUGCUGCUUUGUCCUUAGAAUAUCUUAAAAGGAUUUGCUAUGAAGUAGAGGUGCAGCUGUGGAAAUCCCCAGGCUUCCCUAGCGUUCUGUGGGGAGGUUUCCUAUUUGUUCAGCUUUCACUAAUUGCCAUUUGCUUCUUGUGGAGGCAAUUGCAGAAGAGGGGUGGGAAACGAAUGUGUUGGCUUGGUAGCUAAUUAAUGAGAUCCCCUCCAGUCUUGCAGCCUAGGGUUUUGACUCCUGAUAUAGCUCUGGUCAAAGAGCAUCAGUAACUUUGGGAAGGCGGACUAUUUGUGAAAUUUAAUGGAGUAAUAUUUGGAUUAAAAGCAGUACUGCACAUCUGAAGCCUGUUUCAGGAUUUUUUUUUUUCAGUUUGUUUUUUUUUAUGCAGGUAAAAAGUUGUGGAAGAGUGAGUAGAGUGAGGGUUUAUUUUAUGGUUAGCUGUGUUUAUUUCAUUAGUCAAAUGUUAAACAAUGAGCUCUGGACUUGCUGUAUGGCUGACUAAAUAUGGCAGGCCCUUUGGAGGGCAAGCCACCAUUUUCCUCUUAGCAGGACUGACGCUGAGCUUAUUAAGCUAUGAGACUCCUCAACGGACAGAAAGUGCUCAGAGGCAUUAUGGUCUUUAUGAUAUAAAGAAUGGGCCAGACGCUACUGAAACAGCUUAUAUCAUGCUUUUCAAAAGCAUGAGACCUUGUUGCGCCAUAGGCGUACCAAGCCCUGUCCGAGCUCCUAAAGGAGGGUGUGAGUAGCAUAAAAUGAUCACUUAAAGUUCACAUGUGCUGCAAAGCUUAACCUUCCCCAACCCUCAAUAGCCUCAGGUCUAUUGAAUGAUAAGACAAUGCUAGGAUUGGUCUAUAUCCAUUGCUCCUUUUUCCUUCAAAUCACGGAAAAAUACUGACAGUGCAAAAUACUUCAGGACCUAACACUGCUGCUUCUAUCUGUGGAAGGGGUCAGAGGGAAACCUGCUGCAUUAAGUAUCCCAGCUUCUGCUUGCCUUGUGUCACUUAUGUGUGGAUUGCAGACUUUAAACGUGUUAUCAGCGCAUGAGCCGACUUCUGCAAAAUAGCAGGAGUUUGGCUGUGCGGUGUGUUUGAAGUAGUUCAGUUCUGAAUGCACGCUUUCAAACUGUACGGUAAUGCCAGAUCAAGGUAAACGAUAACUGAAAACUCGCAAUAAACUGUAGGUUCCCAGAAACAAAAAUGUGGUGUUGAGAAAAUAUUUUCCCUUCUUUUGAAUUAAAACACAGGUACAGAUGAAUCUUGGUUUUCAGCCUUGUAAGGUACUAUCAUUCAAACAGUAGAAGUUGUCCAGAGUUGCAGAAUAUGUGAGGAAGGAUAAGGAAACGGUUUCAGCUACUGUUUGUAAAAUAUUUAAUAGUAAAAGUAAAGAGCAAACUGUGUAGGUAUAUAUUCUGUUAUAUGCGCCUGCCAGCUUCUCAAAUUUCAUUUUGCUGUAAGUGUUUAACAGUCUUUCUGAAGAAUGGAAGUGGAAUAAAAACAACAUAAUUGAAUAUUUAAUAAUUUAAGCUGUGUAGAACGUGCACAGGUUGACCUUGAUUUUCUUCUUUCACUUUGGUACAAAGCUGUGAGCAUAAUAAUGAAACUUUACACAGCAAAAGAAGAAAAAAAGAAGAAAUAAACAAAUAAAAGUUCUUUAUAUUGUUA